Octodon degus (degu) is the source of this 2372-nucleotide messenger RNA. It is a transcript of the gene Znf582, whose product is annotated as zinc finger protein 582. Gene Ontology annotation, molecular function: DNA-binding transcription factor activity; RNA polymerase II cis-regulatory region sequence-specific DNA binding. The record is from RefSeq and is a predicted model, not a curated record. The transcript is spliced from 5 exons. Lineage: Eukaryota; Metazoa; Chordata; Mammalia; Rodentia; Octodontidae. Bases 336 to 1784 code for a protein of 482 amino acids. Gene Ontology annotation, biological process: regulation of transcription by RNA polymerase II.
CGCCCGUGCCGAGGGGAAGCAAGCCCGGGGCUGCGGAGUGCGACCGCAGUCGCACCGCGAUCUAGGACCGGCAGGUGAGGGGCUCUGGGGUUUCUUGGGCGCUUCAGGAUUCACGAGAGAGCGGUCACCGCGGCCUGCUCUGCCAUUUAUGAUUCAGCCCAUCCCCACGAGAGGAACCUGGACGAGAACCCACCUGCGCUUGAGAUUCUAAAAGUCAUGUCCCUCGUGAGUUUUAAAAUCAUGGGCCAGCACUGUUCAGGGAUGUGGCCGUCGUCUUCUCCCAGGAGGAGUGGGAGCGGCUGGCGCCUGCGCAGAGGGAGCUGUACAGGCAUGUGAUGCUGGAGACGUACCGCAACCUGGUUUCACUGGGUCUUGCUGCAUCCAAGCCUGGUGUGAUCUCCUGUCUGGAGCAAGGCAGAGCGCCCUGGGUGGAGGAGACGGUGACAGCAGGCGGCCCAUGCCCGGUAUCAGACUCCGAAUGUUACACCAAAGUGCCAUCUCCAAAGCGGGAUGUUCGUGACGCCGAGUCUCCCCUGUGGGAGACCCUGGGCUGCCUGACAAGCUACGAUGUGGAGUGCUCGCGCUCCCAGGGUGACCAUGAACGCAAAGGCCAACCUGACAAACAACCGGGAAACCCAGACAGACGUUUCAGCCAGAUGUUAGACAGUUGCAAGGAGCCGCCCAUGUUCACGCAGCAAGCGUCCCUUACAUUUUAUCGAAAAGUCCAAAAUGGAGGAAAAGCUUGUGACUAUCGUACAUGCAGAGAAGACUUCUGGCAAGAGGAAUUCCUUAUUAACCAUCAAGGCGUUCAUCUGAACGAGAAACCCUAUAAAUGUAAGGAAUGUGGGAAAGCCUUCAAAUAUGGCUCACGACUCAUUCAGCAUGAGAACAUCCAUUCGGGGAAGAAACCUUACGAGUGUAAGCAGUGUGGAAAGGCCUUCAAUUCCGCUUCAAAUUUCAUCCAACACCAGAGAGUCCACACGGGGGAGAAACCGUACGAGUGUAAGGACUGCGCAAAGGCCUUCAGUCGCAGCUCGCAGCUCAUCGAGCACCAGCGGAUCCACACUGGGGAAAAGCCCUAUCAGUGCAAAGAGUGCAGCAGGGCUUUCAAUCGCAUCUCACAUCUUAAGGUUCACUGCAGAAUCCACACUGGGGAGAAACCUUACUCAUGUGAGGACUGUGGGAAAACCUUCAGUCACCGCUCGCAGCUCAUCCAACACCAGACCGUUCACACUGGCAGGAAGCUUUAUGAAUGUAAAGAGUGUGGGAAGGCUUUUAAUCAAGGAUCCACUCUUAUUCGCCAUCAGAGAAUUCACACCGGUGAGAAACCCUACAAAUGUGAAGUGUGUGGAAAGACCUUCAGGGUGAGCUCCCAGCUCAGACAGCACCAGAGAAUUCACACUGGAGAGAAACCGUACCAGUGUAAGGUCUGCGGCAGGGCCUUCACGCGCGUCUCCCACCUCAGCGUCCACUACAGGAUCCACACAGGUAGGAAGCCAUACGAAUGCAAGGCGUGUGGAAAAGCCUUCAGUCACUGUUCACAGCUGAUUCAGCAUCAGGAAGUCCAUCCGGAGGAAAAGCCCUGUGGGCAUAAGGAGGGCAGGGGGAUCUUAAGUCAUGACUCGACUCCUCUUCAGCGUCAGAGACUGCACAGUGGAGACACACACACGAGUGUAAUCAGCGUAGAAAAGCCUGCCAUCAGCUUUAGCGAGUUCAUCAUUAGAGAGUUUAUGUUGGCAAGCAGCCACAUGAACAGAAGCAACGGGGAGAGCCCGUUAGCCUAGGCCUGGGGUGGCGAGCCUGCAGUGUGUGUGUGGCAAGGCAGGCUGCUCGUUAGCACCCUGAAAGGUUUGCCCGCCCAGUUUUGGGCUUGCACUGAUACAAACAUCGCGGCAGCACGCGUGCCAUAGGGUCGCCACCCCUGCCCGGCUGGUCACAGCUAACUCCUGCAUCUUAGAGAGAGACCUGUGAACUGUGUGCAGAAGAGAAUGCUUCCUGCUGAGGUCAUUCUUCAUCCUACCAGAACACUUCAUGGAAGACAUUUAUAGAAGUUGUUUCUACUACAGUAGUCAUGGAAGCAGGGGCGGUUGGAGAGGGAUCCCUGACCCAUUCCAGAAUUACAUUUUCUAAUCAAGGCUUAUUUUCACAAGUCAAGUUUUAAUUUUCUCAGGAAAAAAAAUAACCAAAUGCUGUUGGAUUAAUAGGGAAUACACCAACACUGAAAAGAGUGAAUGGAGAGUUUCACACGUAGAGAGGUGAAAUGACCUUUCACUUUUGUCACCUUUCAAUGUGUGCAGGAUAUGGAAAUCUGAGACUGUGCUUACACCCACGAAAUGUCCUGUUCAGGACCGCCAGAUGCCCAGGCAUAAGCA